This is a messenger RNA of Caenorhabditis bovis, 339 nucleotides long. The record is from the annotation of a GenBank genome assembly. Lineage: Eukaryota; Metazoa; Nematoda; Chromadorea; Rhabditida; Rhabditidae.
AUGCCACUUCAGCAAGAAGCGAUCAUCGAAAUUUCCGACAUGGAGCAUUUAGAUCGGCUCAUUGAGCAGAAUAAAGAUACGGUCUUGAUUUUGGACUUCUUCGCCACCUGGUGCGGACCUUGCAAGGAAAUUGCACCGGUUUAUAAGGAACUCGCCGAGAAGUAUCGAAAUAUCAAGUUUUUGAAGAUUGAUAUCAAUGAGGCGGAGGACGUAUGCACAAAGUACGACGUCAAAUUGAUGCCCACAUUUGUUUUUCUCAAGAACGCCGAGCAAAUCGAUAUUCUCGAAGGCGGCUAUCCGGACGUUUUGCGCGAAAUGGUCGCGAAACACGCGAAUUAG